Alternaria incomplexa is the source of this 669-nucleotide messenger RNA. RefSeq lists its product as uncharacterized. Lineage: Eukaryota; Fungi; Ascomycota; Dothideomycetes; Pleosporales; Pleosporaceae. The transcript has a single exon. The record is from RefSeq and is a predicted model, not a curated record. The coding region runs from base 1 to 669 and encodes 222 amino acids.
AUGGGGGUGUAUUUGCCAUCGGGUUUGAUCGCCAUCGCUGUCAUCGCCAACACGCCCCAAGUAGCUCUCUCAUUUCUGUACUUUAGCUACAACGCGCUCUUCACGGCCAUGCUAAUGGGCUACGAAUGGGUGUCUUAUUCAAGCAAGCGUAAAGGCCUUCGCGUAACUCAUCAACCUGCCGGUGCUCAACGGUCGACGUACUUCCUCCAGCUACCCUAUCGCUUCGGUAUACCUCUCAUGGUGCUAAGUGGCACAUUACACUGGCUGGUUUCGCAAAGCAUUUUCCUGUUCGCCAUCGACUUUUACGACCCAUUUGGGAAACCGGGCACUGGGCGUGAUGACAUGCCAUUCGAUUACAAGACUCUGGGUUACUCGCCGCCGGCCAUUAUAUCAGUGAUAGUGUUGGGUGGACUAAUGGUCAUCAGCAUAGUUGCUUUGGGGUACACACCAUAUAAGCGUGGAAUGCCAAUUGUGGGCAGCUGCAGUAUGGCCAUCAGCGCAGCGUGUCAUCCGACAGAACAGGUUGGCAGUGGUGAGAACAUUGCCGAGAAGAAACUGCAGUGGGGCGUUGUCAGUACUGGUACUGAUGGACUGGGCCAUUGCGCUUUCUCGGCAGAAGAUGUGGGAGCAGUCGUUGAAGGCAAGAUGUACGGUGGGCAUUCGCUAUAG